Molecule: messenger RNA, 3796 nt
Organism: Empidonax traillii (willow flycatcher)
Lineage: Eukaryota; Metazoa; Chordata; Aves; Passeriformes; Tyrannidae
Gene: SMURF1
Product: SMAD specific E3 ubiquitin protein ligase 1
Exons: 18
Coding region: 1-2232 (743 amino acids)
Biological process (GO): ubiquitin-dependent protein catabolic process; negative regulation of BMP signaling pathway
Molecular function (GO): ubiquitin protein ligase activity; protein binding
Source: RefSeq, a predicted model, not a curated record
AUGAUGGUGAUGAUGCCGCAGAGCGCACCUGAUGUGAUUACCAGGAAGCUUUGUUUUACGGCCUUAACAUUUCUUUAUCUGCUGUUUUGUUUUGCAGUAUUAUGUGCCAAGAAUCUUGCAAAGAAAGAUUUCUUCAGACUUCCUGACCCAUUUGCAAAAAUAGUUGUGGAUGGGUCAGGUCAGUGCCAUUCCACUGACACUGUGAAGAACACGUUGGACCCCAAAUGGAACCAGCAUUACGAUCUAUACGUCGGGAAAACAGAUUCCAUAACCAUCAGUGUAUGGAACCAUAAAAAAAUCCAUAAGAAACAGGGAGCUGGCUUCCUGGGGUGUGUCCGACUCCUCUCCAAUGCCAUCAGCAGGCUAAAAGAUACUGGAUACCAGCGUUUGGAUCUAUGCAAACUCAACCCCACGGACACCGAUGCUGUCCGAGGCCAAAUAGUGGUCAGUUUACAGACACGGGACAGAAUAGGCACAGGAGGUUCUGUAGUAGACUGCAGAGGGCUUUUGGAGAAUGAAGGAACGGUCUAUGAAGACUCCGGGCCGGGCAGGCCGCUGAGCUGUUUCCUGGAGGAGCCGGCGCCCUACACGGACACGACGGGAGCGGCCGGAGGAGGCGGCUGCCGCUUCGGGGAGUCCCCCAGCCAGGAGCAGCGGCUGCAGGCGCAGCGGCUCCGCACCCCCGACCUCCGAGCCCACGCCCAGACACCUCAGAACCGGCCCCACGGGCACCAAUCGCCAGAGCUGCCCGAGGGCUACGAGCAAAGAACAACGGUACAGGGACAGGUUUAUUUUUUGCACACACAGACUGGAGUUAGCACAUGGCAUGACCCAAGGAUACCAAGAGACCUUAACAGUGUGAAUUGUGAUGAACUGGGACCUCUGCCCCCAGGCUGGGAAGUCAGAAGUACAGUUUCAGGAAGAAUAUAUUUUGUAGAUCACAACAACAGAACCACACAAUUCACAGAUCCACGACUACAUCACAUCAUGAACCAUCAAUGCCAGCUGAAAGAGCCCAGCCAGCAGCCUUUGCCAGCUCCAAAUGAGGGAUCCCUGGAAGAGGGGGAGGAGUUGCCUGCACAGAGAUACGAGAGAGACUUGGUACAAAAGCUGAAAGUCCUUAGACAUGAGCUCUCCCUUCAGCAACCUCAGGCUGGGCACUGUCGGAUUGAAGUAUCCAGAGAGGAAAUAUUUGAGGAAUCCUACCGUCAGAUAAUGAAGAUGAGGCCAAAGGACUUGAAAAAGAGGCUCAUGGUGAAAUUCCGAGGAGAGGAAGGCCUGGACUAUGGGGGAGUAGCAAGAGAGUGGUUGUAUUUACUGUGCCAUGAAAUGUUGAAUCCCUAUUAUGGACUCUUCCAGUACUCCACAGAUAAUAUUUACAUGCUGCAAAUCAAUCCAGACUCUUCUAUCAAUCCUGACCAUUUGUCUUAUUUCCACUUUGUGGGGCGGAUAAUGGGUCUGGCUGUGUUCCAUGGACACUACAUCAACGGGGGGUUCACCGUGCCCUUUUACAAGCAGCUCCUGGGGAAGCCCAUCCAGCUCUCCGACCUGGAGUCUGUCGACCCAGAAUUACACAAAAGCUUAGUCUGGAUCUUGGAGAAUGACAUCACCCCUGUCCUGGACCAUACGUUCUGUGUGGAACACAACGCUUUCGGGAGGAUUUUACAGCACGAGCUCAAACCAAAUGGCAGGAAUAUUCCGGUGACAGAAGAGAACAAGAAAGAAUAUGUCAGGUUGUAUGUGAACUGGCGGUUUAUGAGAGGAAUAGAGGCACAGUUCCUGGCUCUGCAGAAAGGUUUUAAUGAACUUAUUCCUCAACAUCUCCUUAAGCCUUUCGACCAGAAGGAACUCGAGCUCAUCAUAGGAGGGCUGGAUAAGAUAGACCUGAACGACUGGAAGUCCAACACCCGCCUAAAGCACUGCAUGGCCGACAGCAACAUCGUGAAGUGGUUCUGGCAGGCGGUGGAAACCUUUGAUGAGGAGAGGAGGGCCAGGCUGCUGCAGUUCGUGACGGGCUCGACGCGUGUCCCACUUCAAGGUUUCAAGGCUUUACAAGGCGCUGCAGGACCCAGACUGUUUACCAUCCAUUUAAUAGAUGCAAACACAGACAACCUUCCAAAAGCCCACACUUGCUUUAACCGGAUCGACAUUCCGCCUUACGAGUCAUAUGAGAAGCUUUAUGAGAAGCUGUUGACAGCUGUGGAAGAGACAUGUGGGUUUGCUGUGGAGUGAAAAAAGCAACCAAAGGAAACAGAUGCUAGCUCAUGGACCACCAAAUCAAAAGCUAGAAGAAGCUUGCUGUGAACUUCCUGCUAAGCUGUCUGAAGCAUCAGAACUCUGACAACUUAGAGAUCGGGCUGUUUCCCUUCCGCCGCUGGUGGAUGAGGGGUGGGGGGUCGGGGCUUUUGUUGGUGGUUCCCAACUCUAUUUUCUCCCCUUUGUUACAAUAACCCCUUCCCUCUUGUUCCACCCCCUACCCCCACCCCCACCCCCAAACGAAAUGCAGCCAAGUUCAGCAUUUGGCUUUGGUUACACAGGAUAUUCUGCUAGAUUUGUAACACAUAUUGUGAUAGGGUGAGCGACCUGUGGGUUUUUUUUUUUAAUAGGAGAAUCAAAGUGUAAUUAGGAAUGAGCUUAAUUUGCUGAGAACUUGCAGCCGGUAGGUGCAUCUGGUUAGUUUGUCUUAAAUCAAACUUGAGCCUUUGUAGAGUCCAGCAGGUGCAGAGUGUCUGACUGGCACCAGAAUUUGCAUUGCACAUUUUAAACACCUGUUGAAAAAGUAAAAAAACUUCUAGCAGAAAAUACCUCCAUAUGAACACUUAACUGAAAGGUAAAGAAAUCCAAGUUCUGCCUUAGCAGGAAGCUCCCAGUGGAAGCUGUGGCUCACCUUGAGAAAAGUGAAGGAAUCUGAGACAGCUUAAAUGGUAUCGAAUGGUGUCUUUUUGGUUGUCCUGGCUGAAAUCUGAUUGUUUUGCACAUGACAACAAUUAAUUUCCUCCUGCAGAAUUACUUUCCAUAGUUCAUUCAGAAGUAAGUAGUUUGCAGAGAAGCCUUGUGAGGAGGAGACAGAGGGUGAAGAUCCGUUCAGCUCCAAAGCUGUGAUUUCUGUGCCACUGUUUUACCCCAGAUGCGUUUGCCUGACUUUUAAAUUCCGAGACUCACAUGGAAAUCACUAAAAGCCGAGUUAACAGAGCAAACUUCUGCUGCAAAUUUUCUGGCCUUGGGAAAGGUUUAUUUGGAGGUUGAGGUGAAAGGGGAACCAUAUAGUGAGUCCAUUUAAAGUGUGGAAAGCUGCUGGAAGAAUUUAUGACUUCAGUUCUGUAGGGAUGAAAAUUUCUCCAGAGAGCCAUAUAAGGCUGUUUUUUCAAAUAUCUGAAACUAAUAUUGAAAGGUUUGUUCUCUUAACACGGGGGAAACAAAAGCAAAUCAAAUACCUGAAUCACUAACAUUUUUCCCCACUUUGCACACUGAGAUGAGACAGUAUUUUAACAAAUAACACGGCUUCAGAGAGACCCACUUAUCUGUCAAACAUGUCUAAACCUAAGUCAAGCAGACUUGCUCGUAUAGGAUUUUUUUUUUCUUUGGCAAGCCUGAUAUUUAGAGAGAUUCAUUACUGAACCAUUUAACAGAUGUUAUGUUUAUGGAAUAGGGCAUUGAAAUUCGGCCGUGGGUAAGAGAUCGUUCUUAGGAGGCGUCUACUGGAAUACUUCUAUUUUGUCUUUUUUUUUUAAUUGAAUUUGAUAAUAGCUUUAAACUGUGAUAGGACAGAAAGUAGACACGUGUCAAAACCCUGGCA